Dromiciops gliroides (monito del monte) is the source of this 4293-nucleotide messenger RNA. Its product is annotated as GDNF-inducible zinc finger protein 1-like. Gene Ontology annotation, molecular function: protein binding; DNA-binding transcription factor activity; RNA polymerase II cis-regulatory region sequence-specific DNA binding. Lineage: Eukaryota; Metazoa; Chordata; Mammalia; Microbiotheria; Microbiotheriidae. The record is from RefSeq and is a predicted model, not a curated record. Gene Ontology annotation, biological process: regulation of transcription by RNA polymerase II. Bases 135 to 3002 code for a protein of 955 amino acids. The transcript has 7 exons.
AGAGGGGGGAGAGCGCCCGAGCAGCCAAUGAGCUAUGAGCGCGGCGGGGACGGAGCCGCCCAGGUCGCUCCGCCCCGCCCCGCCCCUCGCCCUGCCCCGGGCCGCGUCCUAGCUGCAAGCAGUGCGGAGCAGGAAUGGAGAAACAGAAAAUCCUGGUGAGAUCCAAAGUGGCUGCUUCAAACCUUCUGAGUGCCUUGCAUUCUCUCUAUCAGUUUGGUCAUUUCUGUGAUGUAACUGUUCAUACUGUACAUCUUGGAAUUCAGGAAGAGUUUUUGGUACACAAAGCAGUCUUGGCUGCUUCAAGUAACUACUUUAAAGGCCUUUUUCUAAGUGAUGAGAUGUCAGACAUUAAGAGGUGUACUGUGAUUUUAGAUGACAUUUACACAGAGGAAUUUACAUCCUUUCUGGAAUUCAUCUAUACCGCAAAAAUUGAGAUCGAACCAGAGAAAUUACACCGAAUGAAAGAGGUAGCAGAGAAACUUGAAUGCAAGGACCUCCUUGACAUUUGUGAGGAAAUGAAGACAGAAAGUAAAAUGGAUGGCUUGGAUUUAAGUCUCCAUUUGAAAACUCAGGUAUGUGAAAAUGGUGGGGCUUCAUGGGUCUGUGAUCAACGUGCUCAUCAGACUAAAUUGAGUGAUUCUCCACCAAUUGUAGUGACUCCUGUGAAUAGAAAACUCUGGGAUAUGCAGAAACACAGAACAUUGUUAACAGGCAGUUCAGAUCAAGCUUGCAUGGUUUUAACUGAUGUGAAAACUGGAAUAGCCAAGAUAGUGAAAAAGAAACGAAUAAAGCCCACUGAGAACCAUACCACAGAGGUAAUCAAUUCAGGAGGGGAAAAAAGCCACCCUUCUUUGUGUGGGUUGGAGGCUAAUGAAGCUUGUCUAGUCAUCAGGAGUAUAUUAUCUGAACAAAAUGAGGAUGAGAAUUCUCAUACUUCCCAGUCUUUGAGCUCAAAUGAAUGCAGCAACACAGUGCAGGAUUUGCCUCAGGUGUCUACAGAAGCCUACGAGUGUAAAAAAUGUGAACAAUCUUUCCCUUUCAUCAAAUCAUAUCAGUCACACAUGGAGACUGAACAUGGGAUUAAUGUUGUCAUCAAGUACAGCUGUAAUGUGUGUGACCAGCUUUUUUCCAAUCGCCAAAACCUGCGGCAACACCGACUCACAGUUCAUAAUGAUGAGCGGCGCUUCCCUUGUACGUUCUGUGAUAAGAAGUUUAAACGUCAGAAGGAUAUAAAGUGUCAUGUACGAAGAGUGCAUGAAAAGAAAAGGAAUCCUCAGGCUUGUCCCUACUGUGACAAGGUCAUCAGCUCCAAGUGUGGCCUGACUGUUCACAUUAGAACCCACACAGGAGAGAAACCUUAUAAAUGUGAUUAUUGCCCUGCAAGUUUUGCCCAGAGGUCUGCUUACAAUACUCAUGUAAGAAAAAUACAUGAAACAAAACAAGAUAGAAAAACAAUGCCAGUAUACUGGAUGGUUGUUCCACCUACCAGCAGAUCAGAGACAACAGACUAUGAAAUAGAUUUCACUAAAGAAACAUGGGAACAAUCCUCACAUAAUAAUUUACCAAUGGGAACCAGAAGCACAGUAACCCUCAGCUAUGAAGAAGAUGUUGGCAACUCAUCUAAUGCAAUUGAUUCUAGUAAUGAAGCAGAAGCAAAGGAAAAUGAGAAAAAUGAUGACAAAGAAACUGAAGCAAGUAGAGAAGGAGACGAGGAUGAAAAAUCAAGUUUUAAAGGAGAAGAGGAGGGAGAUUAUGAUGCUGUUUUUUCUGAAGUAGAAAUGAAUGAUAGCAAAGAUAAUGACAUCGUCUGCACAGAUGAUGACUCUCCAAAUGAAAAAGAUGAAGAAGAUAAUGAAUCAGAUAAAGAUUUUAAGAUAAAGAAAGUAAAUAAUAUGACAUUAAUGAAGAAAUCAACUUAUGUCAUAACUUGUGAUAAGUGUGAUCAACAGUUUGUAUCCCGGAAAAAAUAUGUGGAUCACUGCAAAGAUGUACAUCAGUCUCUUCCUGGGAAAGUCUAUCAGUGUGAUAUCUGUAGCAAGUCCUUUGCUAGUUAUAACAGCUGUAAAGAACACCGAGCUUGUGUGCAUACAGAAGAGAGGCAGUUUGCCUGCACUCUCUGUAAUGCUACUUUCAAAAGAAAGCGAGAUGUCAGAACCCAUUACAUGCGGAAGCAUGAAGGAAGAGUAAAACGACCACUUUGUUCUGUGUGUGGAAAAAUUUUGAGUUCUAGAACAGCACUGGUAUUCCAUAUGAGAACCCAUACAGGGGAGAAACCUUACGAAUGUAGUAUCUGCCAUGCUAAAUUUGCUCAGCCAUCCCAACUUAAAAUUCAUACAAGGUCUCAUACUGGAGAAAAGCCAUAUAUUUGUGAGGACUGUGGAGCUAGCUUUGCAGAUAAAGGAAAACUAAAUGGCCACAAGAGGACUCACACAGGAGAACGGCUAUUUAAAUGUGAUGUCUGUGGAAAACAUUUUGCUACCAAUGAAUAUUUAAAAUGCCACAAAAGAUGUCAUAUGGGAGCUAAGCCUUAUAAAUGUGAUGUGUGUGGAAAAACAUUUGGAUUGAGAGCCUCAUUAGCUCAACAUAGCAAUGUUCAUGCAGAGACUCGUCCAUAUUUCUGCGAACAAUGUGGGAAAACUUUUACUCAGCAAGGAGCUCUCAGACGCCAUCAGCGCAUUCACACAGGAGAAAAACCAUAUAAGUGUCGGGCUUGUGAGAGAACUUUUACAGAUAUGUCAACGUUGAGGAGGCAUGUGUCGAUCCAUGAUCGAAAUGCACAUUGGAGAAGUUUCCUGAUAGAUCUUACUACUAAAAAAGACCACAACUGGUCAAAAAUUGAGACCUUAUCAGAUGUAUGUAUGAAUGAGGAGCCAACACCUGAAAUUUGGUCAGUUGACCAAGGUAGAUUAUAUAAACCAGAGAAUGCAGUUGUGAAAACUGCUAAUGUCAUAGCAGCAAGUGUUACUACCAGUACUAAUAACCAUUCCUUGGUAUAUAUGUAACAAUAAGACCUGUAUUGAUAAAGCUGUUUACAUGGUACAAUCAUAUAAUGAAACAUGAUCAGGAAUUUUAAAACCUGGUACAAUUGGAGAUGUUUCGUUUUGAUAUCAUAGUAAGCCAUCUGAUUUUUUUUUAGAAGUGGUAUAAGACUCCUAUCAGUAAAAAUAAGUUUGUUUAAAUAGAUUUUAUUUCUUGGAACUUUUAUUCACAUAUUACAAAUGUGUUAUGGCACUAAUAAUUCUUUUAUAUUAAAUUCCACAUGCCAUUUGUAUAAACUUACAUUUAUGUUUAUAUUUAUAUUAAGUUAAUUCAAGGGAAAGCAAUAUGGUAUCAGUUACACAUAGUAACUAAUUUAUUUGUAUAUACUUAUAGAAUGUUUUUUUGAAGCUAAGUAUAAAAACACGAAAUCAGUUGUGCAGUGGUAGGAUUUAGAGGUUUUCUGAAAUGAAUAAAAAUGGGAUAUGAAAUUUUACCUUUUGCUUGACUGAUAUUGAUAGUUUUAUAUUUUGUGAAUAUCUUACCUGAAUCUUUAAAAUAAGCAAACAAUGUGGUUGAAUUAUGAUGUGUAUUAACAGACUAGCUCUUACAAUGCAAACCAAUUUAUUAUAUAAUAGAAAAUUAUUCAUGGAUUUAUAGUUUUAUAAAAACUUACUAGCAGUUUAGGAAAUCACAGAGAACUAAAAAUGAAAAACACAGUUUUAGUGUCACAUUUGUAUUUUACCAUUUCUUUAACAUAACCUGGAUCAUAUAUUAUUAAAGUUAAUCCAGUUUCAACAGGGAAACUGUGGCUCAGUGCAUUGCCAAAGGGCACAGAAUUUUGAAACGCAUAUGUAAUCUACAAACAUUAUAUUCUCAGUAUUUGUGUCUAUCAUAUUUGAAGGGAAGACUGCUAAUGGUGGCUAUAGAGCUUUUAGAAUGACCUUUCUCUUCUUUACUGGAUAAGAUUAUUUUUUUCUUUAAAGCUACAAGCUUUAAAGCAUUCUUUGCAUAUAGUAAUAACAGUAUGCCUUUAGGAAAGCAUGACAGUAGCAAAUGCCUUCAUUUUUUAGCUAGGUGAUAAACCUUUAUUGAAGAUUUACUGCUAACUGCACUACCUCUAAAGCCAAAGGAUCAGACACAUGACAGUUACUGCUUAUGUCCAGAGGAAAAACUUUAAGCAAAAUGAGUUUCAUCCUUUUAUACAGGUAAGACUAAUUCACUGCUUAACUUUAAACAAUCAAUAACUUCUCUAAGAUGUGAUUAGAGUUUAGCUAUGAGAAUCAGUGUUUAAAACAAAUAAAACAUCUAGGUAAA